Rhopalosiphum padi (bird cherry-oat aphid) is the source of this 1223-nucleotide messenger RNA. Its product is annotated as luciferin sulfotransferase-like. Gene Ontology annotation, cellular component: cytoplasm. Gene Ontology annotation, biological process: sulfation. The transcript has 4 exons. Lineage: Eukaryota; Metazoa; Arthropoda; Insecta; Hemiptera; Aphididae. Bases 151 to 1125 code for a protein of 324 amino acids. Gene Ontology annotation, molecular function: sulfotransferase activity. The record is from RefSeq and is a predicted model, not a curated record.
AAGAAGAAAACGCGAAAUUAGGUGCAUAGGUACUGAUCAUAUUGAAUUGUGACGAGUCGCACAACACAUCUGGUUCGCAACGUCGCUUAAUAGUUUAUUAAAAAUAAAAACAAUUAACGUUUAUUUCAUAAAAUAUACAAUUUUUCAAAGAUGUACAUAAAGUACGAAAAUCUUGAGGAUAAAUUCGCUAAGAGAUUGGACGAUUUGUUCGGCGUUAAAGACUGUCUGAUCGAAGUCAAUCCGGGCAAAUGUAUACUUCCGCCCAAGUACAAGGAUUUGGGACAGAGAAUCAAAAACAUGGAGGUCAGAUCUGAUGAUGUAUGGCUUGUGUCGUAUCCAAGAACAGGAAGUACUUGGGCUCAAGAAAUGGUUUGGUGUAUUUGCAAUGACUUGGAUUUUGUAAAAGCAAAAAGCAUGAUUGGACAACUAAGGACACCGUUAUUAGAGUUAACAGCACUUAUGGGUAACGACACGAGCAAAUUGAAAGACGAACUGGGCAACUCUGUGGAACAAGUGGAGAACAUGCCGUCGCCCAGAUUCAUAAAAACACACUUGCCCGUGCCGUUGUUGCCCGAACAGUUGGCGAACGUCAAACCGAAAAUCGUCUACGUGACACGCAACCCAAAGGACAUGUGCGUAUCUUAUUACCACUAUUGCAAGCUAAUACACGGCUUACACGGGUCGUUCGACGAGUUUUGCGAUCUGUUCAUACAGGGCAAGACGCCGAUCGGUCCGAUUUGGGAUCACAUACUGGGCUUCUGGGAACAAAAAGACGAACCGAACGUGCUGUUCAUCAAGUACGAGGACAUGAAAAAGGAUCUGAAAGGAGCCAUCAGACAAGUAUCAGAUUUUCUCAAUAAACCCUUGACCGAUGAACAAGUUUCCGCUCUCGAAGACCAUUUGAGCUUCAACAGCAUGAAGAAGAACCCGGCCCUGAAUUUAGAACCAAUCCUUGCCAUGAUGGAGAAACAACCAUCAAACGGAACAAAUCCCGACGAAACAUUUAUUAGGAAGGGAAAAGUUGGGGACUGGAAAAACUACAUGUCAAAAGAAUUAUCGGAUAAAUUCGACAAAUUUACAGAAGAAAAUUUAAAAGGGACUGAUCUCGCAUUUGAGACAAAUUGAUAUCAUUGACACUAUAUAUUUUAUAAAAAAAAUGUUACAUCACUCUUAGUUUAUAAGUAUUCGAAUAAUAAGAAGUAUACGUAUAUAAAUGUAAACAA